AUGGCAGCUAGCGCCGGGGCCAACAGCUGGUCGGGCAGCAGUGGGGGCAGCACAUCCUCGCAAGGACGCCAGCUGGCGACCGCUCAACCCGCCCAGGAGGAGCGUCUGGUGGUGGCGGUGCGAGUGCGUCCGAGUCUGGAGGCCUCUGAACGCUGCAUUGAAGUCAUCUCAGGCGGCUCCCUGCUAUAUGACGAUGGCGGCAAGAGCCGGCCAAGGAAAUACACCUACGAUCAUGUCUUCAAGGAGAACGACACACAAGAGCAAGUCUAUAGGACAACGACCGCACCACUUGUGAGGGAUGUCCUCAAUGGCUACAAUGCGGCGGUGUUUGCAUAUGGAGCAACUGGCUCUGGAAAGACGCACACAAUGCUGGGUCCUGUGCCGCGCAAAAAACCCUCAACAGCUGAUCGCGGACCAUCAACAGCCGCAGGAUACGAAGCGGAUGUCAAUAGCCAGGACAUUGGCUUGAUGGUGCGUGCCAUUGAGGAUAUCUUCGGAUACAUUGAGGCAGCUGGACCGGAGAGUGCCUGCAAAGUGUCCAUAUCGUAUUUGGAAAUCUAUAACGAGCUCAUACGGGAUCUACUCAAUCCGGGCGGUCCGCUGGAGCUACGAGAGGAUCUUCGUGGUCAGCGUAUUACCGUAGCUGGCCUUUCCGAAAUAACCACGUCCAGUCGCAAGGAGGUGGUGAGUCUGCUCGUUAAGGGCAACAAGGCGCGCACCAUGGAGCCCACGGCGGCCAAUCAGACAUCCUCUCGGAGCCACGCCCUGCUCAGCAUCACCGUGCAGACGCGUACGCCUCUGGGCACCAAGCAGGGUCGACUCUUUCUAACCGAUCUCGCUGGAUCGGAGCGAGCCAAGAAGACUAAAAAUCGUGGCAAGCGGUUGCAGGAGGGCGCCCACAUCAAUCGAAGUCUUCUGGCGCUGGGCAACUGCAUCAAUGCGCUGUCGGGUGGAGCCCGCUAUGUGAACUACCGGGACUCAAAGCUAACACGACUGCUCAAGGAGGCACUCAGUGGUCGUUGCAAGACGGUGAUGAUUGCCCACGUUGCACCAGAGAGUAAACAUCGAGAUGAGACCAAGAAUACUCUGGUGUAUGCGGAUCGUGCCAACAGCAUCACCACCAAGCUCCAAAGUUCCGUCUACAUCGAUGAGUUCAAGAACUUUCCCACCAAGCACUACCAGAGUCUCGUCUCUGAGCUGCGGGACGAGGUCACUCGCCUGCGCACCAAGAUGCUAACCGAGCGUCCACGCAGUGGAGCAGCUGCAGCCGCCGCGGCAGCCGUCUCAGCUCAACAGCCGCCCAGCGGGGAGCUGAAUGAGCAGCGGAAGACAGAGCUGCGAUAUCUGCGAGAACAGAUUGUGUUGACCUUCAAGCAGCAGAUGAAACUGCGACGCAAGCUGCUUGAGGCAGAGAGUCAUCUGCUCGGACUGGAGCUGGAUGCCGAGCGGCAGCACAUGAUCAUCUCGCAUUGGCAAGGACGCAUUGGCAAGCUCUACGAUGCACCAGGCGAUGAUGAUCUGGAGUCGGAAGGUUCAGUAGCUCUGAAGAAUGCCUGGGGUGAACUGGCGGCCAUUGAGAAGGAGACGCGACGCUAUAAAGAGAUACGUGAAAGCACAGAGCACGAGUUGGAGCUGUGUCGUCAGAAGGGUGUCAAAUUGGAGGAUGAGCUUCCCGAACGUAUUACCAGCGACGAGGAGCGCGAACUGCUCGCUCUGCUCUGCCGAGUGCACGAGCUGGAAGCGGAUAAGGUCUCGUUGCAGGCGGAACGACUGGCACGUCAGGCGGAGCUGCGACGUCGUGAUCUGCAGUUGCUGCGUGCCGAGCGGCAGCGACGAUUGUGCGAGGAUAUUAUUAGUUCGCAGCGUCGGCUCAUCGAGGAAGGCAACGUGGAGCUGCCGGAUGAGCUACGAGAACUCUACGGUCUUUAUCAGCAGGAGAUACAUGCCGGUGUCGUCACGCCCAGCACAAGCAACUAUGAAAAGAAGCUUCCGCCCAUCUACACAGCUGGCUCCGACUCACCCGGUUCCAGCUCGAGCUCUGAAUGGUCUCCCGCCUCGCCAUUGCCCGCCAUCGAGGGCCAUGCCGAGCACGUGAUGACAGAAGGUCCGGAUCGCCUAAUGGGUCCGCCUGUCAAUCCGCGUCUGCCACGUCUGUCCACUGCAGUGCCCGCCACUGGAAUGCGUCGUCCCUCGUUACGACUGGGAAAGCAGACGCAUCCUUAGAAAUCGAAGCGCCAACUCUGUUUGAGUUGCUCAGGUAUAGUUUGUAAAGGUUUAGGCUAGGAUUAGACAGGCGGCACAGUUUACAGAAAUGCUCUUUAUGUUAAAUACAUUAAUUACAUAUCUAAAUAUCGAGUACAUAUCUUUAAUAAAAGCGUAUAUAACGGAACUAAA
This is a messenger RNA of Drosophila innubila, 2394 nucleotides long. It is a transcript of the gene Kif19A, whose product is annotated as kinesin-like protein KIF19. Gene Ontology annotation, molecular function: ATP binding; microtubule binding; microtubule motor activity. The record is from RefSeq and is a predicted model, not a curated record. Bases 1 to 2223 code for a protein of 740 amino acids. Lineage: Eukaryota; Metazoa; Arthropoda; Insecta; Diptera; Drosophilidae. Gene Ontology annotation, biological process: microtubule-based movement. The transcript is spliced from 5 exons.